AAAAGGAUGUUUUCAGUUUUUGAUGAAUCCAGGAUAUUUAUUGCUGCAUGUCGACACCAGUUUAUCCUUCUCGCUUGUGAUAUGGUUAAGGGUGGUGAACUGGUAAAAUAUCCCCUUGUGAUUGUUGAUCAAUUGCUUACAGUUUACGGCAAAAAUGGAGGCUGUGCAUAUGACAUUGGUUGUGUGUUUGCCAAGAUGCUUGAGAACAGUACUUUGGGACCAUGA
This is a messenger RNA of Suillus bovinus, 225 nucleotides long. RefSeq lists its product as uncharacterized. NCBI's taxonomy places the organism in Eukaryota, Fungi, Basidiomycota, Agaricomycetes, Boletales, Suillaceae. The transcript is spliced from 2 exons. The annotation marks the transcript as partial. The record is from RefSeq and is a predicted model, not a curated record.